UCACCCGUCAUUCUCUCUCUCCCCUCUCCUGAGUGGCGCAGAUGAGGAGUCUGAGAGCAAGAGUUUCCGCUUCCGUGCUCAGACAGCCCCAUCUUCCUUCUCGGCACUCCAAGAAGCUAGGUUUCUGCAGCCGCUCUUCUUCCGGCGCCCUUGACGGCGACGAAUCGGUGUCCGAUCCCAAUAACGGCUUGAAAUGGGCGGAUGAGAUCUGCAAUAUCCUCCGCCACCGUAAAUGGCAAGACUUCCUGAAUUCCUCCUCCGAUAUCCGAUCGCGACUCCGGCCGGAUGUCGUCGAGAGGGUACUCCUCCGCAACCAGGUGUCCGAUCACUAUCGCCUUCUCGACUUCUUCAAUUGGUCCGAGAAGACGAUGGGUUGCCCGCCAACCUUGGCUUCCUUCUCCUUUCUUCUCGUUUCCCUGAGCAGUUCUUCCAUGUUCGGUCUCGCGCGCGUUGUCGCCGAACGGAUGCUCCGCGCGCACGAGCGAGCCGGUCACGACAGGAUCCUGGAAUCGGUCGCCGGAGCUAACGCGAAACUCGGGUUGAAUGCCGUGGCGUUUGAGAUACUAAUGGAUGUGUAUGUUGGUUCUGGUAGGAUGGAUGAUGCCGCUCGAGCUUUGCAUGAGUGCAGAAAGGUUGGGUUGGCGCCCGGUCUGCGCUUCUGCAAUUCGCUUCUGGGAUCGACUCUUAAGGUCAAUCGGAUGGACAUAUUUUGGAAGGUUUACGAUGAUAUAUUGGGCGUCGGGGUGGAGCCUGAUGUCUACACGUUCAGCAUUUUGAUCAAUGCGUUCUGUAAGAUUGGGCAGGUUGGUGACGCCAGGAAGGUUUUCGCUGAGAUGGAAAGGAAAGGAAUCGAACCAAACGCAGUUUCUUACAAUUCUUUGAUCGGCGGCUUGUGUCGGGCAGGUGCCAUUAACGAAGCUGUGGUGCUGAAGAAGAAGAUGGAGGAGAAAGGUUUGGUUGCUGACGGUUACACGUAUGGUACUCUUGUGAAUUGGUUGUGUAAAGCAAAGAGAUCUAAGGAAGCGAAACUCUACCUAAAUGAGAUGCAAAGUAUAGGUCUGAAGCCGAACUCUGUUGUUUAUACGUCCUUGAUAGAUGGAUUGAUGAAUGAAAGGGACGUUGAAGAGGCAUUUAGGAUUUGGCGUGAGAUGGGGGAAGCAGGAGUGCAAAAGAAUCGCGUUACAUAUAAUAUCAUUGUCAACAGUGCUUGUAAGAUUGGGAGAAUGAAGGAAGCCCAGGAACUCUUGAACGAGAUGAUAGAGAAGGGAUACAAGCUGGAGACUUUAACUUAUAACUCCCUCAUCGAGGGUCAUUGUUACACGAAGAAUGCUUUGAAGGCGCUUGAAGUGUUUUAUGAAAUGACGAAGAUGGGUAUUCCUCCGAAUGUGGUGACUUACAGUGUCUUAAUCAAUGGGCUAUGCAGAAAUGGGGAAUCAAAACUAGCUAGUGGUGUUUUGCAGGCGAUGGAUGGAUCACCGAUACGGCCCAAUGCUGUUAUCUAUACAACACUUAUUGCUGGAUAUUGCAAGGAAGGUAAAACCGAAGAGGCUCAGAGGAUCUUCAAUAAGAUGCCUGGAAGCGGUGUUAUUCCUGAUGUGUUUUGCUUCAAUGCUCUUAUCAAUGGCUUGUGUAAAGUGGGAAAAAUGGAAGAAGCAGUUGCUUGUCUGAAAGAAAUGGUACAAAGAGGAUUAACACCCACUGUGUAUACGUAUGGUCCUCUAGUUCACGGUUACUGUAAGGCUGGGCAAAUGGAUGAGGCUGAUGGAGUGUUUGAGGAUAUGAUAGCUCGGGGUUUAUUUCCAAAUGAAGUUAUCUAUACUGCCAUUAUAAGCGGGCACUGCAAAUUGGAGAAUAUGACAAAAGCAUUUUCUAUUUUCCGUUCAAUGUUUGCCAAAGGCAUCGUUCCUGGAGUGCAGAUGUAUAGUGUCUUGAUCCAUGGCCUUGCUAAGAUUGGGAAGAUGAAUGAGGCAUUGAGGAUAUUUGCUGAGAUGAAUGAGAAAAACCUCGCUCCUGAUGUUUACACUUACACGGGUCUGAUAUCUGGAUUUUGCAAGCAGGGUGAUAUGGAGAGAGCCUUUCAUUUGCAUGAUGAGAUGCUUGUGAAGGGAGUAUAUCCCAAUAUCGUCACGUAUAACGCUCUCAUUGCUGGCCUCCUCAAGUCAGGGGACGCUGCAAGAGCUAAAGAAAUACUAGGAAACAUCAAAGAAAAUGGUAUAAAACCGGACAAUUGGACGUACACAAUAAUGUUUGAAGGUUACUGCAAAUUAAAAAAUCUUUCGGAGGCAUUGAUGCUGUACGAGGAGAUUGUAUCAGAAGGCAUCCAAUUGGACCAGUUUGCAUAUAACGCGCUUAUUCAUGGCUGCUGCGUGGAAGGAAACAUGGAGAGGGCUCAUGAACUGAUUCAGUCCAUGUCACACAAUGGGUUCGCAAUGACGACUUGUUCUUUCAACACACUAAUAGGUGGUUUCUGCAGACUUGGAAAGCUUCAAGAGGCUGCACAAUUGCUAGAUGAGAUGACAACAAAGCAGGUUGUACCAGACGAAAUGACCUACGGGACUUUGAUUAAUGGUUACUGUAAGACAAGCAACAUGCAGGAAGCUUAUCGCCUGUUUAAAGAAAUGCAGGAGAGGGAAUUAGUGCCUGAUGCUGUUGUUUAUACCUCCCUUAUAGAUGGAUAUGUCAGGGUCGGCAGCAUGGAGCAAGCUUUCAUUUUGAUUGAUGAAAUGCUGCAUAAGGGUUGUAAAGUCGAUGAAGCUGUUUGUUCUGUUAUUAUACGUGCUUUAUGUCUCGAAGCGAGCUCCACUAAGGCCUUGAUGCUCUACAAUGAGAUCUUAGCAAAUGGUAUCAGACUGAACAAGGUUCUGUAUGACCAAUUCAUUGGUGUUCUUUGCAGCAUAGGAGAAAACUCCAAAGCUUUUGUGCUAUUUAAUGAAAUGGGGAAGCAUGGAAUCGAUCCUGAGAUGACUACGUAUGGAACCUUGAUUCAAGGCUUCUGCAAAGCAGUUGAUAUGGAUAAAGCAUCUGGACUUUUCCAGAAAAUGAUAGAAAAAGGAUUUACACCUGAUGCUUCUACUUUGAGCGUAAUGGUUGAUGGUCACCAUAAAAUGGGUAAUGUUAUUGAAGCUGAAAAUAUAGCAAAGCAAGUGCUAGAGAAAGCUGCUUGUGGGGGUAACUCAUAGCACAGUUACCUUGCUGCUCGCAUGGCGUUUGGAAGACCUUGAUAUCCAACCAUGGCGAUGUAAUGUGCUGGGAAAUCUACUCGCUAAUAGCUCAAGUGUCUUUUGAGCCUAAAAGUGUGCCAUGGAGAUAAUAGCACAACUUGCUCUUCGACAUCAUUGCGGUCAUCCUACCUUCAUUUGCCACUUGCCAUCCCGCUAUGUGAAGAAGGCAGAAGAUAAUUUGGAGACCACGCAGUUGGCCGGAAUAUCAAGCAAUUGAAUUGCUUGUUAUGGUAAUUUUGUUUGCAGAAUUUUGUUCGAAUCUACAUCGGAUGUGCUCAACUAACAAGCCAAUGAUCAAGUGUAUGAGCAGGUUGCAUACACCGAAUGAUUGUGUUUAAUUCUUAUGCGGACCAUGCACAGAUAUUGGUUAAGGGUCAAUUAUCUUCCGCAUGUGAUAGAUCAUCAUGGUUGAGAGGAUGAUUUGUUCUACAUUUAAGUGGGUUUCAAGGGUGGGGAGAGAAAUUGUUCUUCGUGCCUCCUGGUCCUACUUCAUCCUUAUAUCAAUAAGGUAACUAUCAAAAUGGUUCAGACAGGUAAGGGUGUACAAUUGCAGAAUAGUGAAUAUGCUGCCGCAACAUGCUUCUUGGGUCCUUGCUCUCUGUAGGCUAUACCAUUUACUGUGGGCAGAGAUUAAUGGAUAAAAGUACAUGAAGGACAAGAAUAACGUGGAAUGCUUGUGCCCUGUUGGCGGUAUCAUUUUUUUUAUCAUAGAUGGAGAAGGGAUUAAAAAAUAUUGGAAUAACCACUAAAAUGUUUCACAAAAAACUGUACAAUUGCAGAACAGUGACUAUGCUGCCGCAACUUGCACCUUGGGUUCUUGCUCUCUGUAGGCUAUACCAUUUGCUGUGGUCAGAGAUGAUUAAUGGAUAAAAGUAGAUGAACCACAAGAACUAAUGUGGUAUUCUUGUGCUCUAGUGGCCGUAUCCAUUGUUGAUCCUAGGCCGAGAAGGGAUUAAAAUAGAUGAACGUCAAACUAGUCUCUUGCUUGUACAUAUGUGGCAGCUGGGAGGAAGAGGGAGGUGGCCCACCUCAGCUGGGGGAGUUACUUGCUAUAGGCAGUGAUGGUUGAUAAAAUUCUCCUAUAUAAGAUUCUUGUGAUAACAUUGCUAUAAUAAGAUCCAUUAACUGGUACCUCAUGUACCUAGGAAAUAUUAUACUGUCUAUAAUUUCAUGGAGUAGACUCUGUAAGUUAUAUCCUUUGACUAACUAUAAAUUUCUUGUAAUUUUUCGUGGGCUGGGCUGCCUGCCUUUUCCCGCUGUGAAUUUCCUUGCUCAUUGAAGUUUCAUUUUUUAUUUCAAUCGAAAGAAAGAAAACAAUACUUUGUGGCUUUA
Messenger RNA from Nymphaea colorata (pocket water lily), 4553 nucleotides. Its product is annotated as pentatricopeptide repeat-containing protein At5g61990, mitochondrial-like. Gene Ontology annotation, molecular function: protein binding. Lineage: Eukaryota; Viridiplantae; Streptophyta; Magnoliopsida; Nymphaeales; Nymphaeaceae. The transcript is spliced from 2 exons. Bases 42 to 3179 code for a protein of 1045 amino acids. The record is from RefSeq and is a predicted model, not a curated record.